GGAAUGACCAGUCUUUAACUCUGGACCUAUGCUGAAGGUUAUACAGAUGUGAACGCUUGUUGCGUGAGGCGCGGUCCGAAUUUCUCUUGCUGGUUGAGGGCCAACGGGUUAAGAGGGUCUCGUGCCCUCGGUCAGUUGGAGUAAGGCCAGGUGACGAUAGGGCAUCAUGAGGGGCUUGCUGGUGUCCGGUUCCAGAGCCCUCUUCCGAUCCUUCAGCUCCAGCAGCAGAAACUUCUUUGAAAACAGAGUAGCAGAGAAACAGAAACUCUUUCAGGAAAACAAUGACCUCCCGGUUUACCUGAAGGGUGGGACUGGAGAUCAAUUGCUAUUCACCAUAACAAUGACAAUGUCAGUUGUAGGUACUGGUUACUGUCUCUUUUUUUUAACCUGGGCCUCCUUUCCCCAUAAGAAGUAAUACUAUCUAGGACAGAAGAUGGGCCUGGAAAAGGUGGAGCCAGAGCUAGGACUGGGGUGAGGUCUGGAGUUAGUAAAAUUUCCCUCCUGGGGGAGAGCUAACUCAGA
Messenger RNA from Monodelphis domestica (gray short-tailed opossum), 522 nucleotides. RefSeq names its product cytochrome c oxidase subunit 7A1, mitochondrial. The record is from RefSeq and is a predicted model, not a curated record. Gene Ontology annotation, cellular component: respiratory chain complex IV. NCBI's taxonomy places the organism in Eukaryota, Metazoa, Chordata, Mammalia, Didelphimorphia, Didelphidae. Gene Ontology annotation, biological process: mitochondrial electron transport, cytochrome c to oxygen; mitochondrial respirasome assembly; regulation of oxidative phosphorylation.